This is a messenger RNA of Sugiyamaella lignohabitans, 1827 nucleotides long. RefSeq names its product Ero1p (gene ERO1). The coding region runs from base 1 to 1827 and encodes 608 amino acids. Lineage: Eukaryota; Fungi; Ascomycota; Dipodascomycetes; Dipodascales; Trichomonascaceae. The transcript has a single exon. Gene Ontology annotation, biological process: protein folding in endoplasmic reticulum. The record is from RefSeq and is a predicted model, not a curated record. Gene Ontology annotation, cellular component: endoplasmic reticulum; endoplasmic reticulum membrane. Gene Ontology annotation, molecular function: thiol oxidase activity; protein-disulfide reductase activity; FAD binding.
AUGUCAAAGAUAUUUUAUUUGACCCUGUUGGCGACGGUGUUAGCAUCGUCGUCACCGUUCCCAUCGCCUCCUUUAGAAGCCAGUGUCGCAUCUCAGACGGUUUAUGAUUUUCUUCCAAUUGCAUCGGACAGUCCUGUGAAAGACACUCUAGGAGGCGCAACGUAUCAACAGGUAGAAGAUACGAACUUCCGACUACGUCCUGUGUUAAAAGAACUGACCAAGACGGACUAUUUCAAAUAUUACAAGGUGGACCUUUCGCCUGAAUUGUGUCCAUUUAAUGAUGAUGAGCUGGGAAUGUGCGGAAAUAGAGCAUGUGCUGUAGAUGUGAUAGAUGAUGAGAGUGAGGUGCCAGAAUUUUGGAGAUCACAAUAUCUGGGAAAACUGGCUAAAGAUUCAGUAACUACAGAUCGUUUAUGGUCACCAGAUGACGAUGCAGUGGCGAGCAAGUUGUGCCGAGCCAAUGGUGUAAGCGUGGGACAUGAGUACUAUAAUGUUCUUCCAUCACCAUCUCCUCCAUCUAAAGACGAUUAUUUGGAUUCUGAAUUAGAAGAUACAAACUAUUGUUAUCCAGAAGACGAGUCGUUGUCAGGCCCUGGUACUUAUGUUUCCUUACCAGAUAAUCCAGAAAGAUUUACUGGAUAUGGUGGUCCACAUGCCAAUAAGGUAUGGCGUGCUGUAUACCAAGAAAACUGUUUUGGAUACUUUGGAGAUUCAAAUCAGGAUAGCGGUACUAGUAAUGCUGUUAGUAGUGGCGAUGGUUUUAGUGCUGGCCAGUUACAGCCAUCUUUACCUGCAGCAGGAAGCCUAUUGAGUUCGGUUCUCAUGGACUCUAACCGUUAUGAACGUCAAGAGGUGGGUGGAGAAUCUGGUCGCCAAGCUUUAAAUGCCGAGAAACAAUGUGUAGAACAACGAUUGUUUUAUAGAAUUCUGUCUGGUUUGCAAUCGUCAGUUUCUAGUCAUCUCUGUUAUGAGUACCUCAAUCAGACAACUGGUGAAUGGGUACCUAAUCUUGACUGUUUUAUGAGCAGAGUCGGAAAUCAUCAGGAGAGACUCGAAAAUCUAUACUUCAAUUAUGCUUUAGUUUCUAGAGCAGUGUCGAAACUACGAAAUUAUAUUGAUGAUCUUCACUUUAACAAUCAAGACGCAUCGGCGGACCAGGCUACCAGAAGACAGUUAUUAAGACUUAUCAAAUCGUCUUCCCCAGUGACGUACUCUAGAGCACAAGCAAAUGAUACAAACACACCUACAAGUGCCAGUUCUAGUCAACAGAAGCUGCUACUUUUUAAUGAGACAGCCAUAUUCUCGUCUCCAGAGGGUCGUGCUUUGAAGAGCGAAUUCCGUAAGAGAGUUCGCAAUGUUAGUGCACUCAUGAGCUGUGUUGGCUGUGACAGAUGUCGUCUGUGGGGUAAGCUUCAAACAGCAGGAUACGGAACUGCUUUGAAGCUGUUAUUUGAACUACCCGAGAACCCUGCUGAUGACCCCGAACUGUGUUCGACAGUCAUGAGCACAUUCCGCAGGUCUGAGCUUGUUGCUCUUAUCAAUACACUUGACCGAUUGUCGAAAUCGAUUGAAGCCGUCACCUACUUCCGCAACGAGCUGCAGAGCCAAGCUGUCGAAGCCGAAAAGCUGGCCGAGAGGUCGGAGUUCCAACAAGCGUGGGACUCUGAGCUCGAGGGUGCAUGGACAGCACUAAAAUUCGUGUUCCGCUCCUAUGUCGAGCUUCCCAAAAACCUGUGGACCCUAUUUAUUCAUUAUUCCGCCAUUUACUGGAACCGAUUCAUCGGUCGCGAUGCUCUCACCGCUCAAUACUACCAUCUCGAUCUCUAA